AUGGAGGUCCCCGAGAGCCCAACCUCGGAAUUCCCCAUCCGUCCUACUACGGCCCUCAAAAUUAAAAAGAAGAGGUCUCCGAAGAAUGGAAACCUCACACCAACAAUCACACCCGCGAAGAAUGGCGCAAUUGAGGACUCGGCGCCCGAAGAUGGCCAAGCACGGCCCUCGAAGCGAAAGCGAGACUCACAAUCAGGUCAACCAAGCAAAAGCAAAAAGUCGCGUCGAGAAUCCGAGAUCGAAUUGCCUUCGAAGGUCGAAGCCGAGGAGCUUGAAAUAGAAGAAACUCAAGAUCAAGUACAAGAUGAGAGCGGGGAGAAGAGCAAAUCUCGAAGGGCUUCUACCUCCGAGGCUUCCCCGGAUCCAACCUCCGAUGCGAAAAGCAACGAUGGGCAACCGAAAAAGGCAAGAGGGCCCCGGAUCGGAGGUAGAAACCAGCAAAAGGUUGGAUUUUUCGCCGAGGACGAAGUCAAAGCAUUGGAACAAUUCAAAAUCAGAUUCUGCAACACUCACGGUGUUCAAGGACGUCUCUUCGAUGCCAUGAUUCAGCACUCAGAGCGCGGUGGAGAGGAGUGGCCUCUGCCGACGCAAGUGCAAACCAAGAAUGAGUUCUGGAAUGAGAUAUACGAUCUGAUUCCUGACCGAGAUCGUCGUUCUGUCUAUCGAUUCAUGCGCCGUCAUUUCCAAGAUACUACGCAAAAGGCCCACGUAUGGACUCCCGAGCAGGACGAUGAGCUUGUUCGGCUUCAUGCUCACCACGGGCCCAAAUACGCGCUCAUUGCGAAGAUCCUCGGCCGCAGCGACGAUGACGUGACGCAGCGUUGGAAAAAUCGCCUACAAUAUCGGGCGACCAAAUUGACCGGCGCUUGGAGUGAGGCUGAACUUGUCGCAUUUAUCAACUCAUUGGAGGAAUACCGAAAGAUUCUCAUAGAGUCUUCUGCAGAUCCCGAAAAGGCAGGCAAGGAUAUCUGGGAAAUGGACUUGAAAUCCAUCUCUUGGGGGUCCAUCAGCAACGGCAUGGAAAAUACGCGGACCCGUCAACAAUGCGCCGAUAAAUGGCGAAAGAUUGCCAAGACCAUCAAGACCCUACGCGAAACCGUCGAUCCUGACGCCGAUUUCGACCCCAGCGAGUCAGCCAGGAGAUGGCAGCGGUACAACGGCAACUCAUCGCGCGAGAGGAGCACAGCCCCAAAAUCAGAGGAUUUUGUGAACAGUGAUAGCGAAGAGGAAGAGGGUUCUCGCAUCCCUAGUUCAACCCCGGCACAUCUCCCCAAACUUGAACUUACCAAUGAAGAAGAAAGACUUCUUCUUUCGCAACUAGAUCAAGCUCCCGGACCACAGCCGUCAGUCAGUCUGAGCAUUAGCGAGGCAAAUGGCGUACCUGGCGCGGAACAAACCUCGCCGAAGCAGACCAAUGUCUUCACUGAAGAGUUUGCAGCAAUGGAACCUGCGACUCCCUCCCACGAGGUCUCCGAGAGCGUGGCGGCUGAAAAGCAGAGAUUACGAGAGGAGAAAAAGGAAAAGAAACGCAGGAAGAAGGAAGAGAAAGAGCGCAAGAAGCUAGAGACUGCAGCGGAAAUCCAAGCUCCUCAUGAAAGCGAUAGUGACGGUAAUCAGAACGAUGAUCCGUCCACGCCACAUCAAAAAAAGCGCAAAGAUAAAAAGCACCGCAAGUCGGAGAUGAAUGAUGCAGAAUUGGUCGCGUCAUCAAGCAAGAAAUCCAAGAAGGAGAAAAAGACCAAAUAG
Molecule: messenger RNA, 1746 nt
Organism: Penicillium diatomitis
Lineage: Eukaryota; Fungi; Ascomycota; Eurotiomycetes; Eurotiales; Aspergillaceae
Product: MYB DNA-binding domain protein
Exons: 2
Coding region: 1-1746 (581 amino acids)
Biological process (GO): regulation of DNA-templated transcription
Cellular component (GO): nucleus
Molecular function (GO): DNA-binding transcription factor activity; transcription cis-regulatory region binding
Source: RefSeq, a predicted model, not a curated record